Nerophis ophidion (straightnose pipefish) is the source of this 5871-nucleotide messenger RNA. Its product is annotated as retinoic acid receptor RXR-alpha-A. NCBI's taxonomy places the organism in Eukaryota, Metazoa, Chordata, Actinopteri, Syngnathiformes, Syngnathidae. The coding region runs from base 307 to 1812 and encodes 501 amino acids. The transcript has 11 exons. Gene Ontology annotation, molecular function: zinc ion binding; retinoic acid-responsive element binding; nuclear steroid receptor activity. The record is from RefSeq and is a predicted model, not a curated record. Gene Ontology annotation, biological process: response to retinoic acid; cell differentiation; negative regulation of transcription by RNA polymerase II. Gene Ontology annotation, cellular component: nucleus; RNA polymerase II transcription regulator complex.
UCUCUGCACGCCGUCGCUGCGUUAGUGGGAGUACCCCCUGCGUGGGUCCCUUCGCAGUGCAGCUCCAGCAGUAGUUGGACUUGUGCAGCCAGCAGGCGAGGAGUGCAGCAGCGGAGCGGGAAACAUUCUCUCAUGACUCCAUUAAACAUCGAACCUGGCACUUUUUGAAGCCUUUUAAAGGCGACCGGAAGAGGAGCGCGGAGGGCAACGGCGACAUUAACCCGCUCCAGGUGUCCUCGAACCGCCUGCGGAAAACUCCCAAACGUGGUCAUCUCAAGCGGGCAUGAGCUAACCCGCCGGUCCGAUAUGGAGACCAAACCAUUCUUGUCAUUGGGGUUCCUGAAGCCCCAGUGCUCGUUGGCUCCGCCGAUGCAGCGAGGACGCUCGGGCGAGGCUUGUUCCUGCUUCAGCGGCAUGUGUCACCUGCACCAGCGUCGUCUGUCCUCAGACUCUUCAGGCCACCUGAGCUCUUCACCCCUGGGCUCUCCUACCUCCCACCGAGGAAUGCACCCAUCUUUGCUCAGUCCGACGAGCAUGGGGCCCUCGGGGUCUCUCCACUCUCCCAUCAGCACCCUGAGCUCGCCCAUGAACGGCCUGACCUCGCCCUUCUCUGUCAUCAGCUCGCCCAUGGGGCCCCACUCCAUGACCUCGCCCGGCAUGGGCUACGGCCCCAGCGUCAGCCCCCAGCUGAACUCCCCCAUGAACUCGGUCAGCAGCACAGAGGACAUCAAACCCCCGCUGGGCCUCAACGGCGUGAUGAAGGUGCCCGCCCAGCCCUCUGGCACUGCCCUGUCACUCACCAAACACAUCUGUGCCAUCUGCGGCGACCGCUCCUCAGGCAAACACUACGGCGUGUACAGCUGCGAGGGCUGCAAAGGAUUCUUCAAAAGGACGGUGCGCAAAGACCUCACCUACACCUGCCGCGACAAUAAGGACUGCGUCAUCGACAAGCGCCAAAGGAACCGCUGCCAGUACUGCCGCUACCAAAAGUGUUUAGCCAUGGGCAUGAAGAGAGAAGUGUUGUUACAUGCAGCCGUUCAGGAGGAGCGCCAGCGAGCCAAGGAGAAGAACGAGAGCGAGGCGGAGUCCACCGGCUGCGCCAACGAGGACAUGCCCGUGGAGAAGAUUCUGGAAGCCGAGCACGCGGUGGAACCCAAGACGGAGACCUACAUCGAGACCAACCUUGGGGUUCCGUCCAACUCGCCCAAUGACCCAGUGACGAAUAUCUGUCAGGCUGCGGACAAACAACUCUUUACAUUGGUGGAGUGGGCCAAGAGGGUCCCCCACUUCUCUGAGCUGCCACUGGACGACCAGGUCAUUCUACUACGAGCAGGUUGGAAUGAGCUCCUCAUUGCGUCAUUCUCGCACCGCUCCAUCGCCGUGAAAGACGGCAUUCUGUUGGCCACCGGGCUGCACGUCCACCGCAACAGCGCUCAUAGUGCCGGAGUGGGAGCCAUCUUUGACAGAGUGCUCACGGAACUGGUGUCUAAGAUGCGGGAUAUGCAGAUGGAUAAGACAGAACUGGGGUGCCUUCGAGCCAUCGUCCUAUUCAACCCAGACUCCAAGGGUCUGUCAAACCCAGGCGAGGUGGAAGCUCUGAGAGAGAAAGUCUACGCGUCUUUAGAAGCGUACUGCAAACAGAAGUACCCUGAGCAGCCCGGCAGAUUCGCCAAGCUGCUGCUGAGGCUGCCGGCGCUGCGCUCCAUCGGCCUGAAGUGUCUGGAGCACUUGUUCUUCUUCAAGCUCAUCGGCGACACGCCCAUCGACACUUUCCUCAUGGAGAUGCUGGAAGCGCCUCACCAAAUGACAUAACGAGCGCGGGCGGGACUCCUCUUAUCCGGUCCGAAGCAGCAGGGUCCUUUUUGGUUUUGACGCAUCCAGACUUUUACCCUGGCUUCACCCCUAAAACAUCAAGACCACGGGUGUGUUUUUAUACCUUGUACAGUUCUAUAAAUAAGAAAUAUAUAUAUAUAUAUAUAUAUAUAUAUAUAUAUGAGAUGUGGUCGCCGGAAGACAAACGCAAUGUACUGAGCCAGCAUCUCCAGCGGACCAUUCCCAAGUCUGGGUGUGUGUGCAAACUCAGCGGCAGCGGGGGGGGGGCUUCUUGCACUAAAAUUCCGGAAGCGACUCGACAGACUGCAAGUGACGAGAACCUCAGGUGGUCCGAAGCAAUCCAACCAGGUCUUACUGUAUCAACACUGUGCAACAAUGGCAGCGAGGGUGAGUCCAUAACUGCGCUCAAUCAGGAAAAAAAAAUGUGGAGAAGGGGUCUUAGGUCUUAUUACGUAAGUACAAUCUGCACACAGUUUGUGCACACAGGAGGAAGCCAGGCUGGUGUCAGUCCACCGACAACCCGCAUUACAACAUUCUGCCUUUUUAUUUUGCUUUUCAACCAACCUCUCCGCGCGUCUUUACGACCAUCCGCAGUAUUUCGUCCGUUUCAGAGCACCGUUACCUCAACACCGUGACCAGUAUUCGUUGCUUACUUUGCACUUAACCUCGUGACGGAGCGCAAUCAACCUCCCCGGCUGGGAAUCUGACCCGAUCAUUUUUAUUUUCCUCCCAGCCGGACAAACAAUCACUCUCUAAAGAUAAUAUAACAAACAGUCGCUAUCAAAAGUAAAGAACAUAAUAGAUAGUACUUUAUUAUAAUAAUAUAAUGUCAUGGCUGGCUUGAGUUUCCAAUAAUUUCUACAUUUCUUAAGUUUUUUUGUGAUAAAGUGAUCGGAGUUCAUACUUGUCGGUCACAAAAAACAUUCAUAAAAUUUGCUGAGUCUUCUAAAAAUGUGAGCAAAUCGGCUGGAUCUUGAAAAAAAAAAAUGGUGCAGUUCUAGCUCGGUUGGUAGAGCGGCCGUACCAGCAACUUGAGGGUUGCAGGUUCGAUUCCCGCUUCCGCCAUCCUAGUCACUGCCGCUGUGUCCUUGGGCAAGACACUUUACUCACCUGCUCCCAGUGCCACCCACGCUGGUUUAAAUGUAACUUAGAUAUUGGGUUUCUCUAUGUAAAAGCGCUUUGAGUCACUAGAGAAAAGCGCUAGAUAAAUAUAAUUCACAAAAUAUAAUUCACAGUUCAGCUAAAUGUGUUGGUUUUCUGACAUGGACUUGUUUCUUCAGCAUUGUCCACACCAAGGGGAGGGAACCUACGGCUCUUUUAAAGAGACAUUGCUUAACACGAUAAGUGAUGAAUAAUUCCGCUGGUAAUCACGGUGUUAAAAAUAACGUUGAAAAUAUAAAACAUUCUCAUGCAUUUGAAUCCAUCCAUCCGUUUUUCUACCGCACCUGUUCAAGAAGUCGCAUUAAAUUCCUACUGAAAGCCACUACUAGCGACCACGCAGUCUGAUAGUUUAUAUAUCAAUGAUGAAAUAUUAACAUUGCAACACAUGCCAAUACGGUUAGUUUACUAAAUUGCAAUUUUAAAUUUCGCACAGAAGUAUCAUUCUGAAACGUCAUCUCUUUUCAUCGCAUAAUUCCACAGUAUUCUGGACAUCUGUGUUGCUGGAUCUUUUGCAAUUUGUUCAAUGAAUAAUGGAGACGUCAAAGAAGAAAGCUGUAAGUGGGAAGCGGUGUAUUGCGGCCGUCUUUAGCGACACAAACACAGCCGGUGUUUCAUUGUUUACAUUCCCGAAAGACGACGGUGAAGCUUUACUAUGGACUGGACUCUCGCGACUGUGUUGGAUCCAUUAUGGAUUGAACUCUAACAGUAUCAUGUUAGACCUGCUCGACAUCCAUUGCUUUCCUCCUCUCCAAGGUUCUCAUAGUCAUCAUUGUCACCGACGUCCCACUGGGUGUGAGUUUUCCUUGCCCUUAUGUGGGCCUACCGAGGAUGUGGUAGUGGUUUGUGCAGCCCUUUGAGACACUAGUGAUUUAGGGCUAUAUAAGUAAACAUUGAUUGAUUGAUUGAACAGAGCGGUCAAGCGAACAUGGUUCCCUACCACAUCUCAACCGGCAGGUUUCGGUGAGAAAAUGGUGGUAAUAAGUCGGCUCUUACCGUAGACAUGAGCGGAGAGCUUGCGUCGUUCUUCCUGCACCUGUCAAAGAAGCAGCUGCGGACUCUCUUGCCUCCUCCCACCGGCUGUCCCCGACCGUCGGAUGCUUCCAACGUGGAAGAAGCAUCGGCGGCCUUCGCCUCGUCCAGAAACGUGGCUUCCCUUGGAGACACUGGCGGUCACCACACCCCUCCGGCUUUCAGGUUGUACAGGUACAACCAUAUAAUCUCACUAAAACACUAGUAACCCAAUGGGCAGAUAAGGGAUUUUCCAGAAUUAUCCUAGUAAAUUUGUCUAAUAACAUCUGAAUCGUUCUGCCGUCUAGUUUUUUUUUUUUCUAGUCCUUCACUCUCACUUUCCUCAUCCACAAAUAUUUCAUCCUCGCUCAAAUUAAUGGGGAAAUUGUCGCUUUCUCGGUCCGAAUCGCUCUCGCUGCUGGUGGCCAUGAUUGUAAAUAAUGUUCAGAUGUGAGGAGCUCCACAACCAAUUCAAUUUACCUUUAAUAAAUAAAUCUAUGUAUAUAUAAAAAAUGGGUAUUUCUGCCGUACAUUUGUUUCCUUUUACAGAAGGUUUUUUGUAGAGAAUAAAUGAUGAAUAAAACACUUAAUUGAACGGUUUAAAAGAGGAGAAAACAGGAAAAAUUUGAAAAUUUUAUAUUUUAACAUAGUUUGUCUUCAAUUUCAACUCUUUAAAAUUCAAAAUUCAACGGAAAAAAAGAAGAGAAAAACUAGCUAUUUCGAAUCUUUUUGAACAAAUUUAAAAAAUAAUUUAUGGAACAUCAUUAGUAGUUUUUCCUGAUUAAGAUUAUUUUUAGAAUUUUGAUGACAUGUUUUAAAUAGGUUAAAAUCCAAUCUGCACUUUUAUUAGAAUAUAUAACAAAUUGGACCAAGCUAUAUUUCUAACAAAGACAAAUCAUUAUUUCUUCUAGAUCUUUCAGAACAAAAUUUUUAAAAGAAACUAAAAAGACUUUGAAAUAAGAUUUAAAUUUGAUUUUACAGAUUUUAUAGAUUUGCCAGAAUAUUUUUUUUAAAUUUUAAUCAUAAUAAGUUUGAAGAAGUAUUUCACAAAUAUUCUUCGUCAAAAAAACAGAAGCUAAAAUGAAGAAUUAAAUUAAAAUGUAUUCAUAUUCCUUACAAUAAAAAAAAAUAAAAAAAACUUAGGGGAAGGAAUUUAAAAGGUAAAAAGGUGUUUAAAAAUCCUAAAAUCAUUUUUAAAGUUGUAUUUUUUCUCUAAAAUUGUCUUUCUGAAAGUUAUAAGAAGCAAAGUUAAAAAAAUAAAUGAAUUUAUUUAAACAAGUGAAGACCAAGUCUUUAAAAUAUUUUCUUGGAUUUUCAAAUUCUAUUUGAGUUUUGUCUCUCUUAGAAUUAAAAAUGUCGAGCAAAGUGAGACCAGCUUGCUAGUAAAUAAAUACAAUUUAAAAAAUAGAGGCAGCUCACUGGUAAGUGCUGCUAUUUGAGCUAUUUUUAGAACAGGCCAGCGGGCGACUCAUCUGGUCCUUUUGGGCGACCACGUUGGUGACCCCUGACCUACAGUAUAAACACUUUGUAGGACUCAACAAAAGACAUUCAACUUAAAGACAACAUAUUCUACACACCAUGCAGCGUCCACUUUCUAGUGGAGUAUAAUACCUGCAAAUGAGACACAGAAGUGUAAGAAAACCAACAAAAAUGUGCUAAGACAUUUGAACACACACAAAGGAACCGACGGUUGGUGUUUGGGAUCGAUUCCCAAGUACCGGCAUUUGGUGUUGCAUGGAUUCCAAUGUGAAAGGUACCCAUCCUUGGUGAGAACCACCGGGCGUGGAAGCAUGCAGGGCACCUCCACAAGCGUGCAGGGCACCUCCACAAGCAUGCAGGGCACCUCCACAAGCAUGCAGGGCACCUCCA